This is a messenger RNA of Myxocyprinus asiaticus (Chinese sucker), 4305 nucleotides long. It is a transcript of the gene nell2b, whose product is annotated as neural EGFL like 2b. The record is from RefSeq and is a predicted model, not a curated record. The transcript has 20 exons. Lineage: Eukaryota; Metazoa; Chordata; Actinopteri; Cypriniformes; Catostomidae. Gene Ontology annotation, molecular function: calcium ion binding; protein binding. The coding region runs from base 263 to 2710 and encodes 815 amino acids.
AGGAGGAUUCGCGCACCUGCAUCUCUCCCACUAACCGCUCAUUCACGAGAGGACACCGUCAUCUCCAAAAACUCAAUUUUCGCCACAUGGAGUUUUAUUCUUGUUUUAUUUCUCCGCCUUUAUUCGCGAAAGUUUUUGCCGAAGUGUAAAUGAAGGUUCAGUGAUGUUGUUUGAGACGUAUCACUGAUGCGCACCUCGCGCUCGCUCUCCAUGAAGAACACAUCAGAAUGAUGGAAUAGGCGUUUUACUCUCCACCUUCACAAUGGGAUUAUGUAAACUUUAUUUCCUGCUUUGUACUGUCGGAGUUUUGUAUGUUUCAGGUUUUGGGGUUGACCCAGCAUUAAAUGUGGACAUCUUCCAAGAGUUUGAUCUUGUUAAGUCAAGUGCCGGAGUCUCUCAAGUCCAGGGCUUCCACAAUGACACCAGAGCGUAUCUGUUUGAAGGCUCAUUAAGGAAUGCAAGGGCUUCCCUCAAGGCAGCAGAGCGAAUCCUUAAGAAGUUGAGAGGGAGAACAGAGUUCACUCUUCUGCUGACCCUUAAACAGGAGAAACUGAGCUCUGGAGUGCUGCUGUCCAUCCACUAUGGGGAACAGAGGUUUCUGGAGGUAGAGAGCAACGGUCUACGUAAUGAAAUCCGUCUCUUGUUUCAAACUGCAGACCAGCGGCAGCAAAGAGAGGUCUUCCCCUACAGUCUUGCAGAUGGACAGUGGCACAAAGUGUCUUUUGCAUUCAGUGCCACUCAGGUGGUGCUCCAUAUUGACUGCAACAGAAUAUAUGAAAAAAUUGUGGAGACCCCAUCUAUGGACUUUCCCAGAGGAACAAAUGUCUGGCUGGGUCAAAGAAAUGAUGCCCAUGGGUUCUUCAGGGGUGUGAUGCAAGAUGUUCAGUUGGUGGUCAUACCUCAUGGAUAUAUCAUCCAGUGUCCAGAUCUCAACCGUACUUGUCCAACAUGCAACGAUUUCCAUGGCCUUGUGCAGAAGAUUAUGGAGCUUCAAGAUAUUCUGGCCAAAACAUCAAACAAGUUGGCACUUGCAGAAGAGAAGAUGAAGUACUUGGAUGGCUGUUACUGUGAAAAGACCUGCAACCUAAAUGGAGAGAUAUACAGAGAAGACGAUGCCUGGAUAGAUGGAUGCAGAAACUGCACAUGCUCAAAUGGUACAGUGGAGUGUGAAAGUAUUUUCUGCCCACCACCCCAGUGCCCCCCUGAUACAGCUCCAGUCUACAUGCCUGGAGCAUGCUGUAAAGAGUGCCAGCCUGUCUGUCUGUUCAGAGGAAGGGUUUAUGUGGAUGGGGAUCGUAAAAGCAUACACGACUCUGAGGGAAACUGUCUGCUGUUUGAGUGCAGGGAUCGAAGUAUGCGUAGAGUUGAGAUGGCUUCCUGUCCAGAGCUGAACUGCGCAGAGUCAGAGCAAAUCACACUCACAGACCGCUGCUGCAAAUUGUGUAGAGGGCACGAUUUCUGCACUGAGGGUCACAGCCACAAUUGCGUAGAGAACUCUGACUGCAUUAAUCUAGAGGCAGGAGCUUGCUGCAGCUGCAAGGACGGAUACCAUCCGCUCAGGGAUGACAGCGCUUACUGCCAAGAUAUCGAUGAAUGUGCAGAAGGGAAGCACUACUGCAGGGAGAACACACUGUGUAUGAACACACCGGGAUCCUUCAUGUGUGUGUGUCACACUGGAUAUGUUCGUAUUGACGAUUACUCCUGCACAGAGCAUGAUGAGUGUGCACGUGGAUUGAAUGUCUGCGAUGAAAAUGCUCUUUGUUUCAAUAUGGUUGGUGGACACAGCUGCACCUGUAAACCAGGAUUUGUGGGUAACGGCACUUUCUGUAAAGCGCUCUGUGAGGGCCAGUGUCUCAAUGGUGGUUCCUGCAUUGCUCCUGAUACCUGUGUCUGUCAACAGGGCUUCACUGGAAAGAGAUGUGAGACAGACAUUGAUGAGUGCUCAGAUGGAUUUGUCGAGUGUGACAGUCGAGCCACCUGCAUCAACCUACCUGGCUGGUACCACUGCGAGUGCCGCGAUGGCUACCAUGACAAUGGAAUGUUCUCAGCCAAUGGAGAGUCGUGUGAAGACAUCGAUGAAUGUGAGAUGGGGAGGCACACUUGUGCUAAUGACACUGUGUGCUUUAACGUGGAUGGAGGAUACGACUGCCGGUGUCCACAUGGCAAGAAUUGCACAGGAGACUGCGCCCAUGAUGGAAAAGUGAAACACAACGGGCAGAUCUGGGUGCUGGAUGACGACAGGUGUUCGGUCUGCUCUUGCCAGUCAGGGCUGGUGAUGUGUAGACGGAUGGUGUGUGAUUGUGAGAAUCCCACGGUGGACGUGCUGUGUUGUCCUGAAUGUGAUCCACGCCUGAGUUCCCAGUGUUUGCACCAGAACAGUCUGCUAGCUUACAGAAAUGGAGAAACCUGGGUAGAGAACUGCCAGCAGUGCCAGUGCAUGAGGGGAGAGGUGGACUGCUGGUCGAUAUCGUGUCCGGCAGUCUCUGACUGUGAGUUUACAGUGGUUCCAGAGGGCGAGUGCUGUCCACGCUGCGUUGCGGACCCCUGCCUGGCCGACACCGUCCAAAAUGACAUCACCAAGACCUGCGUGGAUGAGUACGGAGUCACCCGCUUCAGUGGCUCCGCUUGGACCAAACACGGCACUGAGUGUUCCCUCUGCCAAUGCAAGAAUGGUCACAUCUGUUGCUCUGUGGAUCCUCUGUGCCUCUAGUCCAAUUCAAAGGCAAAAUGUAAAAAAAAAACAACAAAAAAAAAAAAACAUAUUGCUAAUGAGUAUCUUAUUUACCAGUAAAAUAUCUGAGAGGCAAAACUGCAUAAGAUAUUAAAGGGUUAGUUCACCCAAAAAUUUAAAUUCUCUCAUCAUUUACUCACGCUUAUGUCAUCCCAGAUGUGUAUGACUUUCUUUCUUCUGCUGAACACAAAUUAAGAUUUUUAGAAGAAUAUCUCACCAAUAUCAGUGAAUGGUGACCAAAACUUUGAAGCUCCAAAAAUCACAUAAAUCAGCAUAAAAGUAAUCCAUGAGACUCCAGUGGUUAAAUCAAUGUCUUCAGAAGCGAUACCAUAGGUGUGGGUGAAAAAACAGAUCAUGUUCACAUUCUUCUUCUUGUGCUUUUUAUGAUUCACAUUCUUAAUGCAUACCACCCCCUACUGGGCAGGGAGAAGAAUUUCUAGCAAAACAUUGACUUAAAUAUUGAUCUGUUCUCACACACACCAAUCAUAUCACUUCUGAAAACAUGCAUAUAACCACUGGAGUCAUAUGGAUUACUUUUAUGUUGACUUUAUGUGCUUUUUGGAAUGUCAGUUUUUUGGUACCCAUUCACUUGAUUUGUAUGGUGCUGAAAUAUUCUUCUAAAAAUCAUAAUUUGUGUUCUUCAGAAGAAAGAAUUUUCAUUUUUGGGUGAACUAUACUUUUAAGACUUUAUUUCAGAAAAUAUAUCAUGAAUUUCCAACAAGUGAUAAAUCUGUCAGCGCUACAAGACAGAAUGCACUUAUUUUUAAAAUACUUUCUCUGAAAGAAAAAGGCCUCAAAAUGUUUUGCUUAUCAGGUAAAUAAAAAAGACAAAGAUACUUAUGAAGAAUAUGUUUUGCGACGUAUUUCUUUCUCUCUUUCUUUCCUCUCUUUACAUUUUUUUUCCUUUCUCUGUACAGUUUCACCCCCUCAGAAGAACAUUUUAUACUAAAUCUCCAUAUGUACUAUACCAUAAACAAUAUACAGACAGCUCAGUCCCUAAAGCACUCUUUUCAGCCCCAUAACAAAAUAUAAAGAAGCAAUCACAGACGACAGCAUCAUUUCAGCUUUGAGCAGUGUUGCAAAUUCGCUUGCCGCAUUUGAAAAUGUGUUCAAUUUCCAUUUAUCAAUCAUCAACAAUUUCAUUGGAAAUCAUGACACAAUAUGAGGUAACAUUUAGCAAAUUUCAUUCAGUUGUCAUGUUUCGAUGGUAAAACUACAUUGAAAAUAAAGGUUAACUUAUUGCUGAUCACCAUUUUUUUUCUUAAUGGGUUCAGAAGACUCCAGACUUGGUUAAAGAACCCUUAAAUUUCAUUUGUAAAUUACCUACAGGCACUACCAGGUGCGGUGUUUAAUUCUUUCAGUAUUGAUGGAUGUUCAGUUUCCUUACCGAGAAAAAAUGAUCUUGAUGUUGUGAAUAGUUUAUUAAAUGUGUUUGUUUCUCAUGUUGUUUAAAAUAUUUCUUUAUUUUUAGGUUUUAUGUUGCACCUUUUGUCAAAUUGAUGUUUUGUUUUCUUCAAUGGCUUGGUACACUAUUGUGUCAUGUGAAAUAAAAGGUUUCCACUGAAAAACAACCA